CUAUUUUAAAAUUAGAACGCCCUCUAGCGUAAUCCGUGACAGUCUCCACUGAAAGAAGCCUUUGUAAGAAUCCUCUAGAAAGUAGGCAAAGAAUCUCCGGUAUCAAAAUCAUUACGUGAAAAUUUGAUCUAAGUCCGACGUAAAACAAUACAGCUGACAAGAUGUGCGACCGCAAGGCGGUGAUCAAGAAUGCUGACAUGAGCGAGGAGAUGCAGCAGGAUGCUGUGGACUGCGCCACACAGGCGCUCGAGAAAUUCAACAUUGAAAAAGACAUAGCUGCAUUUAUCAAGAAGGAGUUUGACAAGAAGUACAACCCAACAUGGCAUUGCAUCGUGGGCCGCAACUUCGGCUCGUACGUGACGCACGAGACCCGCCACUUCAUCUACUUCUACCUGGGCCAAGUGGCGAUACUGCUCUUCAAGAGCGGCUAGGCUGAUGAGGCAGGCGACCUUGAUAUAAGCUUUCCAGCAAACCAACGUGACAUUGAAGUUAGUGUAGGCUUUACAUUGACUGUUUGUUCAUAUAGUUCUAGCUCUGCACUCUGAAGGUGUUUUGCUUUCCUGUCACAACAUUUGAUCUAUCUAUCUAUUCUUAAGGAAUCUUACAAGAAUUCAGCUUGUAAUUCAGCGAGUGGUUGAUUGCUUAAGCAAUUGAUAAGUAGUCAAUUCACAGCCUAACAAUUUUGUGAUUUUGUAUGGAUAGUUGUUUAAACAUCUUACUGUCCAUGCAAAAGUCACAAACAUAACUCCAAUGUCACAAUCGUCACCUCGAAAACUUACUUAAGGUACCUGCAAUCAAUCAAAAUUUUUUGUUGUUAGUGUUGCUGCCAGCCAGCUGUCCUCAGACAUGCUAUCUAUUGUAUAGAACUUUACAUUCCUACCCGUAGGUAGUCCUACACACAGACUAAAGGGAAAUGGUAGACAGAUAAUGGGCCACUAUUGAAGCAAUUACCACAAUAGCAUGGCCCAUAGAAGCCAAUUUAAUUCGGAAAGGCUUUUAUUUCAAGUCCAAUACACAGUAAUUAAAAUCUAAAAGUUUUAACCCAUUUAAUUGGUAUUGAUGGUUUUCUUUAUAUCUGUUCUUUUAUUAAUUUUUAACCAUUUUAUGUUUUUGUAACAACAUUGAUAAUAUUUAUGAAGGUUAUUUUAAUAACAAUGCAAGCAGCUACAUUAUCCUAAUUAUAUAAUGUCAAUAUUUUAUGUAUGAAACUGAUGAGAGAAAACCAAUCUUUAACCAUAAUCUUGGCAAGAAAUAAUGUGAUCAUUGAUCAAUUUACUUGAUUGGCUUUGGUUGUGCUGAGAUCGGCCAUCUUCUUUAGUCUGUGGUCCACUGGUUCUCGGUAGAUGGUGGUAUCUGGGCCGAUGGUGCGUGUGGUAUGUGUGAAUGACUCGCGAGCCUUUGUUUAAUGCUGGACAUGCAGAGUUGAUCUCCACAUUAGAGGGAGCCACGCGCGACUCGUAUUAAACCUGCAGGAUUUAAGGCCAGACUACAUUGAGCCAGUUGACUCGUUUAGAUUUAAGGCAGACUUACAUUUAACCAGUUCACUGCUCAGUGUGCUAAUUGUGUACUGGUUAUGUAUAAAUUAAUUUCGAUUCAGUACACUGCUUUACACUGAUGCAGUAGCUGGAUUUGGGUAACUCUGUUAUGCUAAGUUUAGACGUUGCAAUAUUUUUUCGUCAUAUUGAUAGUAGAUUGUAGUGCAAUUUCAAAAACUUAUUUCCAAUAUUUGUUUAAUCUCAAACUGGUAUUAGAUUGAAGUCAUUCAUAACUAAAUGUGUGCAUAAUUUUCUUAAAGCACAUUAUGUGCUGACCAAUCAUUAUGUAAAUUUCAAAUUAGUAUAAUCUAUGUUAAGUUCUAGUUGUCAUACAUACUGACUCAAUGUAAACUCGGCUUUAUGGGUAUUGUUUCUAUUAGUGUGGCCCCCGCCCAGCGCACGAUGUAUGUAUGUACUGUUAGCUACUUUAAGAACAUAAUUACUUGGGUAAUCACAUCUAGUGUAUUUAUAUUAAAUGAAAAUUUAUUUAAUUAUUCCUAGACUAUACCUAGCAUAGAUUAAAGUCAUAUGUUAGUACUUAUCUAAAUUUAUUGUUUAGUUUCUUUGUUAAUAAUCACUGGAGACCUUUUUGAAACUUCUAAUAAUAUAAUUAACCUUUCUUACAAACCA
Messenger RNA from Bicyclus anynana (squinting bush brown), 2165 nucleotides. Its product is annotated as dynein light chain 2, cytoplasmic. Lineage: Eukaryota; Metazoa; Arthropoda; Insecta; Lepidoptera; Nymphalidae. The record is from RefSeq and is a predicted model, not a curated record. Gene Ontology annotation, biological process: microtubule-based process; cilium assembly. Gene Ontology annotation, cellular component: cytoplasmic dynein complex. Gene Ontology annotation, molecular function: dynein intermediate chain binding; dynein light intermediate chain binding. The coding region runs from base 162 to 431 and encodes 89 amino acids. The transcript is spliced from 3 exons.